AGCUGUAAAAAAGGGAAAAUAGUAAGUUUCUUGAACAAAUUUCGUGAGUUUCGUAGUAAAUAUAAAGGUGAUAAGAGUUAUUUAGAGUAAAGGGUAAGAGUCUUAGCGAACCGCAGCGCGAAAGAUCCCCCAAAAGACCGGACUGAAACUACGAAAAAGGAUUUCAAAUCCUUUUACAACACCACCGGAACCAAACUCAAUCAACCCCAGACUGUACCGAAAUCUGUGGAAGAGGAGUGUCCCAAAAGCCCCCCUCUGAAGCCGCUGAGCCCCGACUGCAAAAUGUUACAAAAUCCGGCGGCAACGAGGUACUUCCAUCGGAUCUUCAAAACACUCUGCACAUUAGAGAGCGUGUCCCCGGGAACAGCCGCAAGAUGUUUCUCAACCAAACCGGCACCCCAAGCGGCACCCCAAGCGGCACCGGCAACUACGACGAGCACCGGCAAAUCUCCGGGCGCAGGCGGAAGCGUUACGGAACGAAAAUCCAUCAUUCCGCCAAACUACAGAUUCGCCUAUCAAGAGUUCCUGCCUGACCCAAAGAUCGAAUGGAGGAACUCGCUGAGGGAAAAGCUUGAACGAAAGGAUAUGCUGGACCGACGCGCCAACAUCGACAUACCGGAGUUCUACGUUGGUUCCGUGCUGGCCGUUACGUCCUCCGAUCAGCAUGCGGAGAACAAAACGGCCCGCUUUGUGGGAAUUUGCAUUUUGCGCGAAAAAGCCGGUUUGCGCCAUCGAUUUAUUCUGCGGAACGUGAUCGACCAUCAGGCCAUCGAGAUUAGUUACGACCUGUACGAUCCCACCGUACAUAAGAUCGAGGUUCUGCGGCUAGAAAAACGGCUGGAUGACCAUUUGAUCUAUCUGCGCGACGCGCUAGACGAGUACAGCACGUUCGACAUCAACAUGGAACCCGAGAUCCUUCCGGAAGGUACACCCGUACCGGUGAAUGAUGUGAAGGUCGUACUGAAACCUCAUCCAUGGUAUGCACGUUGGGAGCGUCACAAUCUGCAGGGCGUUGCCAACAUUGAAGAGCACACGAACGAGCGACGCCGUCGGAAGGCGGCCCUCGUAGCGACUCCGUGGGAAAAGUACGAUCUUAUGAAAGAAUAUCGGCGCUCGAUUCCGGAAGAGGAGCAAAAGGAGAUCUUUACCGAAAUCUACUCUACACUCCAUUCCUUGGAACUACAGCGCAAGAAGAUGAAACGUAAGCGUACCUUCGUUAAACCGACCAAGCUGGCGUAGAUAGUUCUGAGGAGAGUGUGAGACAUAGAAAUAAAGUCCGUCACGCGGGAUUAGGAAACU
Molecule: messenger RNA, 1299 nt
Organism: Anopheles darlingi
Lineage: Eukaryota; Metazoa; Arthropoda; Insecta; Diptera; Culicidae
Gene: mRpL19
Product: 39S ribosomal protein L19, mitochondrial
Exons: 3
Coding region: 283-1239 (318 amino acids)
Biological process (GO): translation
Cellular component (GO): mitochondrial large ribosomal subunit; ribosome
Molecular function (GO): structural constituent of ribosome
Source: RefSeq, a predicted model, not a curated record